AUGCCUCAACGGUUUGAUCGGAUUGUGAGCGCGGCGAUUGAGAAGAGAUUGGGCGGUGGUGGAGAGAAGAAGGAAGGGGAUGGGGUUAAUAACAAGAAGAAGGAUUUGUUGCAGAUUCUGCUGGAUUCUGGUGCUGCAUCGUCCUUGGCUUCCAUGGCCCAUUUCAAAGCCCUUUGGCAGGAUAUCGUCGUUGCUGGGAACGAAAACAUAUCGAGAAUGAUCGAGUGGGCAAUGUCAGAGCUACUUAACAGCGACAAGGCAAUGAAAUCAGUGAAGCGAGAGCUAGACAAAAUGCUGGGACUCGACAGCCUAGUCAAGGACCACCAUCUUAGAAACCUCAAAUACCUGGACGCCGUCAUAAAAGAGACGUGUCGAUUACACCUCGCCCUCGUCACCCGGACGGCGAACCAAACCUGUACCGUCGGCGAAUUCACUGUCCCCCAAGGGACGGAAGUCGUCGUCAAUGGUUGGGCCAUCCACAGGGACCAUCAGUUCUGGGACGAGCCGUCGGAUUUCCGACCGGAGCGAUUUCUGGACGGUGGGGACGGGAGACCGCCGGCGUUUGAUUUCAUGGGCGGCGGGAGCAGUGGUUUCCGGUACAUUCCGUUCGGGUCGGGUCGGAGGAGCUGUGCGGGAGUGCAUUCGGCGGAGAGGCUGAUGAAGUAUGUAUUGGCUUCGUUCUUGCAUUGUUUCGAGUGGAAGCUUGCCGACGGGGAAGGAGGAGUUGUUGAUUUUGCCGAUGAGUUUGCGCUGUUGAUCAAGAAGAAAAGGCCGUUAAUCGCAGUGCCGACUCCACGCCUGCUUGCUAGGCCAGAGCUGCUUGCUUAA
This is a messenger RNA of Linum tenue, 828 nucleotides long. Lineage: Eukaryota; Viridiplantae; Streptophyta; Magnoliopsida; Malpighiales; Linaceae. The record is from the annotation of a GenBank genome assembly.